Molecule: messenger RNA, 213 nt
Organism: Dentiscutata erythropus
Lineage: Eukaryota; Fungi; Glomeromycota; Glomeromycetes; Diversisporales; Gigasporaceae
Source: the annotation of a GenBank genome assembly
AUGAUUAAUGAAACUAAAAUAGAUUAUAUAACCGAUCGACGUGAAAAAGGCUUUAAUUCAGUUUAUGUAAAGGAAGAGCCUGAAAAUAAUGCGAGAAAAUCUUCACGCCUUCAACCAAAUCAGUAUAACGUUGGUCAAUGUCGAGAGUAUUGUUGGUUGGAUUUACAUGGAUUACAUUUUGAAUUCUUGGAAUUGGUUGAGGAUUCAUGGUGA